AUGCCACGCGAGACUGAGUCCGUCGACGCAAUACUGUUGAGCUUUUUCGAUGGCAUUGGCACGGCUGCGUUGGUUUUCCAGCAGAUCCUUGAGGAGAAAUCCUGGAAGGGGCACAUGAUAUUGUGGGAGUCUGACGAGGACCUAGCAGCGUUGACAAAGGAGCACUUUCCGAAGGCAGAUCACAGGGGUGAUGUUGACAACGAGCGUGUUGCGGAUCUGAUUGAGCGCUUGGACGCUAUCGACCCGGGACGCAAGGCUACUGUCAUCAUCGCGGGCGGUCCUCCCUGCCAUGAUUAUAGUAGGAUUCGUUCUUCCGCUCCAGGUGCUCAGGGUUUGGAAGGCUCGAAAUUCGUUCGCUUUGCCGAGCUGGUCAAAGAGCUGGAGAGGAGUUGGGGAAGGCCCCAAGCAGUGUUGAUCGUGGAAAAUGUCCUCCCGCAGAACAAGGCCGACAUCAGGGCGUUCGAGAAGGCUUUGGCCGCGCAGGCAGUGAUGCACGACUCUAGCGACUUCGGGAUCAUUUCGCGACCAAGAGUGUGGUGGACACGCGUUCCGUGGCAGCAAGUCAGUCAUCGCUCUGAUUGCCCUGCCAAACUGCGUUGGUCAACGCACCAGGGAGUUCCUCGCGUCACCUUUGCAGUCCAUCCGGACAAGAUUGAUGAUUUCGACUUGGGGGGCCUGAAGUGGCCUAGCGUCUUGCUGGACCGCGUUGGUGUGUUGCCUUGUUUGACAACGCCGUCCGAGAGCCCAGAAGGUCGGCCUGCGCCGCGAAGCAGCAAAGGCAAGGUCGAUAGCCAAACUCAGGCACGUUGGCUACAAGACAAUCGCAGUUAUGCUCCCUGGCAUUACCAGGAUAAAAACAUGUUCACGGACAAGUCGGGUGCCUUUCGUCUAGCCACAGCGGAAGUGAAGGAGCAGUUGCACCAUCUUCCGUGCGGUUGGACAAGAAAGCUGCGCGACAAGGCCCGCCACCGCGCGCUUGCGAACGGCUGGCAUCUGCGAGCGGCCAAGUUGUUCUUUCUCUUCGGCUUGUUGUCAACCGAGGCUGGGGCAUUGCAUCCACAACCAAAACCAUUGGGAUGCGAUGCCAUUGAGUGCAUGGUGCGUAUUUGGGAGUCGGCGCCGCUCCUCAACGGUCCAGGUGUUCCUACGUUGGCUGAUGCGGAUGAUCUCUCUGACAUCGUUGACCCGUAUGAGCAUUGGGCAGCUUCUCAGCAGGCUUCUGCAAUGGGGCUCCCUGUGUGGCGACACUUCCGCAACGUGUUGCCUGAGAUGCGACGGGCAGUGACCCGGGCCGUGGAAGAGCUCGUUGCGGACCGGGAGGAAGAGACAGCGGCGUGGUUCCGACAGUGUCCUCCGCACAUUCAGAAGGCAUAUUACUCUCAGUCAGGUAGGGCUUCUGUGCAAGUACCAGUGAUUCGGGAACUUGCUACGCGCCUUGGUUGGAAAGACAUGACUAUCUUCGAAGAAAUGGAGCGCGGCUUCCCCAUGUUGGGCAUGUUGGUUGGAGGCUGCGUCAUGACGGGCGAUUUCUUCCAGGAGAACUUUGCCUUCGUAACCUCCCGCUUACGAAGGGCGCGCGUCGACAAGGACUGGGAGGCCAUGGCCGACGAGAUCGCAGCGGAUGUGAAGUGCGGUCGCAUGGAGGGGCCAUUUGCCAUGCCUGAGUGUUGGGGCGUUAAGGGUGUCGCCUUGUCAAAGUACGAGCACACAGCAGCCUUGCUUUCUGGUCCUCAAGAGCAUGUCCCCUGUUGCUUUGCGUUUGCCGUGCAUCAGAUUGGUUCGGAUGGGCAGCCCAAAGUGCGCCGAGCCGAAGACUGGCGUAGCUCGGGGGCGAAUGCGACCGUGGGGGUGCCGGAUUCACCGGCGUACCGUGAUAUCACCGCGUUUGUGGAGCUGGCCAGAGCGAUCAGGAAGAAUAACAGCCCAGCAGAUGGCGCAGUGCAGCUGUGGGGUGUGGACCACGAGGCGGCGUACAGACAGUUUCCAGUAAGCGAGCCGAAUCACACGUGGGUCAUCCUUUCUACGCCUUCGGGCCCAACUCUGUGGAAGCACAAUGUGCUUAUGUUUGGGAGCACAGCGUCAGUGUGGAGCUACUGCAGAAUAGCGGACUUGCUGGCGUGGCUAUCAAGGGCUCUGCUAUUGGUGCCACUCUUGCAUUUCGUGGAUGAUUUUGGAUCCGACGAGCCGGCUGACACGGUCAUUUCGGCCUAUGAGGAGACGCUUGCAACUUGUCGAGCGCUGGGCUUCAAGUUCAAAGAGGCCAAGGCCCAGCCGCCUGCAAAACGGCAUAAGCUCCUCGGCGUUUCAGCUGCUUUCGAAAACGACAGGGCUGUGAUCGAAUGUGCCGAUGACCGGAGACAACGGCUGGACUCGAUGUUGCUCCAGAUCCUCCUCGAGGACCAGCUCAAGCCUCGCGAGGCCUCUGCCAUAGCGGGAAAGCUUCCGUUCAUUGCGCAGUCCAUGUUUGGCAAAGCGAGCAUGGCAGCGAUUCGUCCAUUCCACCAGAGAGCUCAGGCGUCUGCUUUCAGAACCCAACAGCAAGGUUGGAAAUUAAACUCGGCACUAAGGUCAGCGAUUGCGUACCUCAGGUAUCGGUUAGCGCACGGUGAGCCGCGGAUCGUCCAGUUUGAUGUGCGGCACAGAUCGGUGAUCUACGCGGAUGCCUUCUUCAACCUCCAUGGCAAGAGCUACAAAGUGUCGGAGGCUGACAACAUCCCAGACUGGGGACGGGAGUGCCCGGCUUCCUUCUUGAACGGCGUGGGCUUCGUUGUUUGUCUUGGUGAUGUGACCCUUUAUGCGUAUGGCAUCGUCCCCUAUUGGUUUGUAAGAUACUUCACGAGUCGGCGAGCCUUUAUCUAUAUGUUGGAGAUUUUGGGACAAGUGUUGCCGCUCAUCGCCUUAGAGUCGCGACUGCACCGGCACUGCGUGUUGUUCGUGGACAAUGAGCCAGCAAAGCAGGCUCUCAUGAAAGGCUACGGGAAAGACGAUUGCAUCAACCGGCUUGUGCAGACCGCGUGGGUCUUCAUCGAGAAGAAGAAACUCCAGCCCGAGUGGCAACGAGUGUGCAGCUCUGCAAAUGUUUCCGACUCCGUCAGCAGAGGCAACUUUGACUUGGCGGAAAGCAUGGGUUGGAAGCGCUUCCACUUCAACUGGGAGGAGACGUUGCAGCAGCUGUUGGAUGAGUGUCUGCAGGGCCCGCUGAGAUAG
This is a messenger RNA of Symbiodinium natans, 3207 nucleotides long. NCBI's taxonomy places the organism in Eukaryota, Dinophyceae, Suessiales, Symbiodiniaceae. The record is from the annotation of a GenBank genome assembly.